AAUAAAAAUAAAGGAGAGGGAGGGGGAGCUGAAAAUUCCAUUGAGAAGCGAAAAAAAACGUAGCGAGAGAAAUUACGACGUCUGCAGGGCACAGCAGCAGCCAAGACGAAACGAAAAUAUAAAAACAAAUUGUGAAUACAUUGCUGUUGUGUUACAGAAACAACAGUAACAGAGAUAUAGAAAAUUACCAACCGAAAAUAGCAAAAUCCUGUAACGCGACAAAGCGGCUAACUAGCUCCAACAAAAAAGAAAGAAAAGAAAAAUUCAACAGCAGCAGGAGUAGCAUACAAAGUAGAAAAGUGCGUGUGUUGUUGGCCAACGUGCCAGUGCGUGCGUGUGCGUGUGUGCAGCUAGUGCAAUCCAGUGCAGUAGACAGCGCACACCAUAGAAUACGCUCACUCAGUGUGGGCGCCAUCUGUAGCAACAGCAACAGCAACAGGAAGAGGAAGAGGAAUAGCCACAGCCACAGCCACAGCCACAAUCCAAUUCACAGCGUACUGCAAACAUGUCUUCGAAUAAUCAAUCGAGCGGCGUCGCUGCCCAAGUGGCAACAAGUGCCAAUCAGCGAGGUGGCAACGCCACCAACUCCACGGAUGCCACAGACACGCAUCACGGCAGCAGCAGCAAUAGUAGCAGCAGCAACAACAAUAACGCCAGUGCCAAUGCCAACGCCUCCGCCACGGGCAAUGCCACAGCAAGCAGCAACAGCAACUCGAAUGCCGCCAGCGCUGGCCACGAUAGUCCCACGCAUAAGGCGCAUGGCGGACACGCAGCGGUCAACACCAAAGAGCGCGUUGUCGACAGCGUUCCAUUUCCACCCAGUCACAAGCUGACGCUGGCCGAGGUAUUCGAUGCGCGCACCGGCAAACCCAAUCACGAGCUGCUCAAGCAGCACUUCAUUUUGGAGGGCCGGAUCGAGGAGGCGCCGGCACUGCGCAUCAUCCAGGAGGGCGCCGCCCUGCUGCGGCACGAAAAGACAAUGAUCGAUAUUGAGGCGCCGGUUACUGUGUGCGGCGACAUCCACGGCCAGUUCUAUGAUCUCAUGAAGCUAUUUGAGGUGGGCGGAUCGCCGGCAACAACAAAGUAUCUGUUCCUGGGCGACUAUGUGGACCGGGGCUACUUCAGCAUUGAGUGCGUCCUCUAUUUGUGGUCGCUGAAGAUCACGUAUCCGCAGACGCUGUUCCUGCUGCGCGGCAAUCACGAGUGCCGGCAUCUGACCGAGUACUUCACCUUCAAGCAGGAGUGCAAGAUCAAAUACUCGGAGCGCGUGUACGACGCGUGCAUGGAUGCGUUCGACUGCCUGCCGUUGGCGGCGUUGAUGAACCAGCAGUUCCUCUGCGUGCACGGCGGACUGUCGCCGGAGAUACACGAGCUGGAGGACAUUAGGCGGCUGGAUAGAUUCAAGGAGCCGCCCGCCUUUNAUAAAAAAAAAUUUUAA
Drosophila arizonae is the source of this 1438-nucleotide messenger RNA. Its product is annotated as serine/threonine-protein phosphatase 2B catalytic subunit 2. The record is from RefSeq and is a predicted model, not a curated record. Gene Ontology annotation, biological process: calcineurin-mediated signaling. Gene Ontology annotation, molecular function: calmodulin-dependent protein phosphatase activity. Lineage: Eukaryota; Metazoa; Arthropoda; Insecta; Diptera; Drosophilidae.